Molecule: messenger RNA, 1230 nt
Organism: Aspergillus viridinutans
Lineage: Eukaryota; Fungi; Ascomycota; Eurotiomycetes; Eurotiales; Aspergillaceae
Product: FAD-dependent oxidoreductase
Exons: 2
Coding region: 1-1230 (409 amino acids)
Molecular function (GO): FAD binding; monooxygenase activity
Source: RefSeq, a predicted model, not a curated record
AUGCCGCGCCGCAUCCUGAUCGUUGGUGGUGGAAUCGCCGGUCUCACGGCCAGCAUCGCUCUGGCGAAGGAGCUCACACAAGUUGAGCCAGAUCUGGACAUUGCUGUCUACGACAGUCGAACUGAACAUUUGAUGGGAGAUGGAGGGGCCAUCAGUCUCACCCCGAUCGCUCAGCACCAUCUGGAUCAGCUAGGCGUCCUGCCCGAGCUCUCUCAGAUGGGAGAAGACACAGGGAUUGAAGUGGAUGAAAUCAAUAUCUACUCUCUCCGCUCCGGGCGAUCGCUGGGUCCCUUGCGAUUUGCGGACGAGACCGGACGCGGUUAUGGGGGCUAUAAGAGCCGCCGAGUGCUGCGGAGUGCCCUCUUUCGCGCCAUGCUGGCCGUGGCGCGCCAGUACGCGCAAAUUUCAGUGGAGUUUGACAAGAAAUUAUCCAGCACCAGCACAACAGGAAAGGGAGUGACACUCCAAUUCGAUGAUGGGACGACGACCACGGGAGAUCUACUGCUGGGAUGUGAUGGCGUCCACUCAGCAGUCCGCACGCAGCUGGUCGAUCCCGGCAACCAGUCAGAAUAUACGGGGAUCUCCUUCAUCCAGAGCCUGGCUCCGGCUGAGCGGGUAUCGCUACCAUCUCAUUUCGACGAAUCGGCCAUUCAUCUGACUCGGCAAGGAUCGCUGCUGGCCAGCUACUGCGACCCCAGUCAUCAGACCAUGUUUGUUGCCGCGAUCAUGCGUGUGAAUGAACACAUUAUCGAGCGGUACCGAGCGCUGGCCUAUACAGACACUAAUAUCGCGGCUCUGGCGUCAGCGCAGAUGGCCAUUCGCUAUCAGGUGCGUAGCAAAUUCGGCAUGACGGCCUUUCCGUGGAUCCGGGAGUGGAUUGAGGAGACGCGUGAUUGGGAGUUGUAUCCCGUCUAUCAGGUACGCCAACGGGGGAAAUGGCAUGUCGACCGGGCUCUGCUGCUCGGGGAUGCCGCACACGCAAUGCCACCACGCGAGGAAUCCGCCGCGUACGCCAUCGAAGAUGCGGUCAUAUUCGCGCAGAUCUUUGCUCAGCGGCGUGAACGUCCUCUCCACCGGAUAUUUGUAGAAUAUGAGAACGCGCGACGAGGGCUGCUCGAUAAAGCUUUUGAUGCCUCGCGCCGGCUGUGGCAAAGCGACCUGGACAAGGGACUCUUUCCCGGCAUUACCGUGACUGCAUGUCGUCUAUCCAGCUGCCACCAAACCCCUUAG